UUCUACAAACUUGUGAUCUAAAGAAGACCACAAAAUCUCCGAGACAAAAAAAAAAACUAUCAAAACAUUCAAAGAGAGUUCUCAAGCAAAUCAUCUUUAAUCAUCCAUACCGGUCGCUAAGAAGAUAACAAGAACAUGAAGCAAAAGAUCUUGAUAAGAGUUACCAUGACUGAUGACAAAGCCCGAGCAAAAGCAAUGAAAACUGCAGUUAAGUUUAAAGGUGUGUCGGCUGUGGAAAUAAAGGGAGAUCACAGGAACCAGAUCGAGGUAACCGGUGUUGAAGUCGAUAUGAUUGGUCUAACCAACACACUGAGGAGGAAGGUAGCAUGUGCGGAGCUUGUAAGCGUAAACAAAGUCGAACCACCCAAGCCCGAUGAAGAGAAGAAGCCAGAAGAAAAGAAACCCGAAGAGAAGAAACCAGAUGAGGCAAAGCCCGAGGAGAAAAAACCAGAUGAGAAAAAGCCCGAGGAGGAGAAACAAGAGCCAUGUCAUUGUCAUCCACCAUGUCAUCAACAACCAUGGCCUUAUGGAUACGGUGUGCCAUCAUCCUAUCAUUACCCAUGUGAUCCCUACGGGUAUAAUGCAAGGGACUAUAUCGGGGAACCAGUCUAUAACCACGAGCCUAAUUGCACGAUCCUAUGAGAAGACUAUCGGAAGAGAU
Molecule: messenger RNA, 661 nt
Organism: Brassica oleracea var. oleracea
Lineage: Eukaryota; Viridiplantae; Streptophyta; Magnoliopsida; Brassicales; Brassicaceae
Product: early nodulin-75-like
Exons: 3
Coding region: 136-642 (168 amino acids)
Molecular function (GO): metal ion binding
Source: RefSeq, a predicted model, not a curated record